This is a messenger RNA of Belonocnema kinseyi, 1039 nucleotides long. Its product is annotated as farnesol dehydrogenase-like. Bases 112 to 861 code for a protein of 249 amino acids. The record is from RefSeq and is a predicted model, not a curated record. The transcript has 6 exons. NCBI's taxonomy places the organism in Eukaryota, Metazoa, Arthropoda, Insecta, Hymenoptera, Cynipidae.
CUGUGUAAGAUACAUGUGAAUUUAUUUCCGUCUGCGAGUCCCAAGUCACCGGCCUACGAGCCACAAUCAGUUUUGCCACCAGUGCAGUGCGUCGAGUUAAACGGAAUAAGAAUGGAACGUUGGUUUAAUAAAGUGGCUGUUGUUACCGGUGCCAGUACUGGAAUUGGUGCCAUUAUUUCAGAAGGUCUCGUGAAGGCAGGAGUAAAUGUAGUGGGACUUGCGAGAAAAGUGGAUAAACUUGAAGAGAUCAAAACCAGAUUAAAAAAUGAGAAAGGCAAAUUUUAUUCAAUUCAAACAGACGUAACAAAAGAGGACGAAAUCCUGAGGGCUUUUCGAUGGAUCGAAAAGGAACUUGGGGGCGUCGAUAUCCUCGUUAACAAUGCUGGAGUUAUUCUCAACGAACCUAUUAUUGACGGUGGCACUGAAGGUUUCAAAACAAUUUUGGAUGUAAAUGUAUUGGCGGUGGCAAUCUGCACAAGAGAAGCUACAAAAUCGAUGAGAAAUCGCAAGGUACCUGGCCACGUUGUUAUAAUUAAUAGUUUCGCUGGACAUUAUGCAGAAAGCAUUAAGGUCCCCGUUAGUUUGUACUGUGCUAGUAAAUAUGCAAUUACGGGCAUGACUGAAUCGCUCAGAAAUGAGCUGGCCGCUGCAAAGGCAAAUAUAAAAGUCACUAGUAUAAGUCCAGCAGCUGUAAGGACAGGCAUGCUUUUAAAUGCAGGAAUUCCAGAAGCAGUAAUUAAUCAAAUUUCGAUUCUGGAAACGAAAGAUGUUUUGGAUGCUGUUAUCUACGUCUUAGGUACACCUCCAAACGUUCAGGUUAACGAGCUCACCCUAACGAGUCUCGGUUUACCCCAUAGCUAAAAUAUUUAAGCUAUCAAAAUGCACAAAAGGAGAGAAGAAGGAGAUAAGAAUAGGGAAAAACGAUUUUCUCUAGAAAAAAUAGAGGAGACUUCCAUAAUCCAUAGAUCAAUUUUCUGAGCAGAUUAUAUAAUUUAAUAAAGUUCCCUGAAUCCCGGUUUAAAUUUUGUGGGAAAAGAGA